Messenger RNA from Camelus dromedarius (Arabian camel), 6209 nucleotides. It is a transcript of the gene GPCPD1, whose product is annotated as glycerophosphocholine phosphodiesterase 1. Gene Ontology annotation, molecular function: glycerophosphocholine phosphodiesterase activity; starch binding. The transcript has 20 exons. Bases 962 to 2980 code for a protein of 672 amino acids. Gene Ontology annotation, biological process: glycerophospholipid catabolic process. Lineage: Eukaryota; Metazoa; Chordata; Mammalia; Artiodactyla; Camelidae. The record is from RefSeq and is a predicted model, not a curated record.
GUUCCCCUCCGGAAAUUCUGUGAAGUGUUGUCGUUGUGAAGUGUCGAUAUACCAUAAUGCAGAGGGCAUAGCACCGCCACGAGUGUUCAGAGAACCGAGUUAAGGAACGGAGAAACAGAUGCAGCUGGAGUCGUCUGUGGGCCCCUUAAUUCACAGCGUGCCCCUCGCCCACCACCGCUCUGCGGCUUUAUCCUUAAGUGAUUAAUAGUGUUAUGACAACUGCUUAUUUAAUGAAAUUGCUUAACCAGGUAGUUUAGGACAUGCUAGUAUAAUUGAGUUAUUGCAAGAAACCAAGGUGCCUUACUCCUUUAGGAAAAGGUUCCAGGAAGAGACAUCAGUGUCCUUGAUACAAUUUUAAGACAGCUGCCCCUUCUCUUAAAAGCUGUACUUUUCCCAGAGCUCUUCAAAUUGCUUUGAUGAUUUCUGGGAGAAAGCGUCCAUCAGUUAGGUGCUUCAUCAGCCUCCCCUCACCCCACUGCUCCGUUAUAAAGAAAAUCGGACAUAAAUUCAGUCAUGAAUUGUAGAGAACUCUUUCUCCUUGAGGCAGCUGUCCAGACUGAUGUAACACAGAGAGGAACUGAUAGAACCAAGCAGGAUGUUCGAACUUGAUGUCUCUUCAUACUCAUACUCAUACUGUUUCCCUUCCUAGUUAUGCCCAGUUCUUACCCACUACGUUACCCCUUCUUGUUUCUCCGUCUUGCUACAUUUCUGACAGUUGUGACUUAGCUAAGAAGUAAACGCAAGCUGUCACUCCUUUUUGCAACUCCUAACAUUCUGGAUACGAAUAACACAAGAUAAAUAAAACAAAACAGGUAAAACUGGAUGUGGCUCAGUCAGUUCUCAACUAGGAAGAACCAAUAUUCGUCCUAGACAAAAUAAGACAGAAAAGUUGGACUCAGGAAUAAUGACCACAAAAGAAAUCCCAGUGGCAGGCACGACAUCCUGAAGUAAAUCCAUCAGAAUGACACCUUCUCAGGUUACCUUUGAAAUAAGAGGAACUCUUUUACCAGGAGAAGUUUUUGCAAUAUGUGGAAGCUGUGAGGCUUUGGGAAACUGGAAUCCUCAAAAUGCUGUGGCUCUUCUUCCAGAGAAUGAAACAGGUGAAAGCAUGUUAUGGAAAGCAACCAUUGUACUCAGUAGAGGAGUAUCAGUUCAGUAUCGCUACUUCAAAGGGUGCUUUUUAGAACCAAAGACUAUCGGUGGUCCAUGCCAAGUCAUAGUUCACAAGUGGGAGACUCAUCUACAACCACGAGCAAUAACCCCUUUAGAAAGUGAAAUUAUUAUUGACGAUGGACAAUUUGGAAUCCACAAUGGUGUUGAGACUCUGGAUUCUGGAUGGUUGACGUGUCAGACUGAAAUAAGAUUACGUUUGCAUUAUUCUGAAAAGCCACCUGUCUCAAUAACCAAGAAAAAAUUUAAAAAGUCUAGAUUUAGGGUGAAGCUGACACUAGAGGGUCUGGAGGAAGAUGACGAUGAUAGGGUAUCUCCCACUGUUCUUCACAAAAUGUCCAAUAGCCUGGAGAUAGCCUUAAUAAGCGACAAUGAGUUCAAGUGCAGGCACUCCCAGCCCGAGUGUGGGUACGGGUUACAGCCUGAUCGCUGGACAGAGUACAGUAUACAGACAAUGGAACCAGAUAACCUGGAACUAAUCUUUGAUUUUUUUGAGGAAGAUCUUAGUGAACAUGUGGUUCAGGGCGAUGCUUUUCCUGGGCACGUGGGUACAGCAUGCCUCCUGUCGUCUACCAUCGCGGAGAGCGGGAAGAGCGCCGGGAUCCUUACUCUUCCCAUCAUGAGCAGAAAUUCCAGAAAAACCAUAGGCAGAGUGAGAGUUGACUAUAUAAUUAUUAAGCCAUUACCAGGAUACAGUUGUGACAUGAAAUCUUCAUUUUCCAAGUAUUGGAAGCCAAGAAUACCAUUGGAUGUUGGCCAUCGAGGUGCAGGGAAUUCUACAACCACAGCUCAGCUUGCUAAAGUUCAAGAAAAUACUAUUGCUUCUUUAAGAAAUGCGGCUAGUCAUGGUGCAGCCUUUGUGGAAUUUGAUGUACAUCUUUCAAAAGAUUUUGUGCCUGUGGUGUAUCAUGAUCUCACCUGUUGUUUGACUAUGAAAAAGAAAUUUGAUGCUGAUCCAGUUGAAUUAUUUGAAAUUCCAGUAAAAGAGUUAACGUUUGACCAACUCCAGUUGUUAAAGCUCGCUCAUGUGACUGCACUAAAAUCUAAAGAUCUGAAAGAAUCUGUGGUCGAGGAAGAAAGUUCCUUUUCUGAAAACCAGCCGUUUCCUUCUCUUAAGAUGGUUUUAGAGUCUUUGCCAGAAGAUGUAGGAUUUAACAUAGAAAUAAAAUGGAUCUGCCAACAAAGGGAUGGAAUGUGGGAUGGUAACUUAUCAUCAUAUUUUGACAUGAAUCUGUUUUUGGAUAUAAUUUUAAAAAUUGUCUUAGAAAAUUCUGGGAAGCGGAGAAUAGUAUUUUCUUCAUUUGAUGCAGAUAUUUGCACAAUGGUUCGGCAAAAGCAGAACAAAUACCCCAUAUUAUUUUUGACCCAAGGGAAAUCUGAUAUUUACCCUGAACUCAUGGACCUCAGAUCUCGGACAACCCCCAUUGCAAUGAGCUUUGCACAGUUUGAAAAUCUACUGGGGAUAAAUGCACAUACUGAAGACCUGCUCAGAAACCCGUCCUACGUUCAAGAGGCAAAAGCUAAGGGACUAGUCAUAUUCUGCUGGGGUGAUGAUACCAACGACCCUGAAAACAGAAAGAAAUUGAAGGAAUUUGGAGUUAAUGGUCUGAUUUAUGAUAGGAUCUAUGAUUGGAUGCCUGAACAGCCAAAUAUAUUCCAAGUGGAGCAGUUGGAACGUCUGAAACAAGAAUUGCCAGAGCUUAAAAGCUGUUUGUGUCCCACUGUUAGCCGCUUUGUUCCCUCGUCUUUGUGCGGGGAGCCUGACAUCCACGUGGAUGCCAAUGGCAUCAACAGUGUGCAGAGCGCUUAGCGUUUUAUCGCGUCAGAUCGUGUGGGGCCCCGCGCCGCUAUUCUGGGUAUUCGCUGUGCAUCACGGAGCAUUGUUUAUCUCUGCCUUUUAGGUUUGCAGUCCAAUGAAGCAAUAAUGUAAUAUCUUACUAUUUCACUACAGUUCUUGCUAGAAUUUCAAGUAUGCUAUUUAAAUCACUUGGCCAGGUAUAAUUACCAGUCAGUCUCUUUACAAGGAGAAAAUUUAUUGGUUGGUAAAUAUUUUAAAUUAAGUAUGUAAAAAUGUAUAAUGUUAAACAAAUGUUCAUUAAAAAUAUAGUACUUUGAAAUGAACUAUUUAAGUAUGUCAUAUUUACAUUUACUACAAGUUUUCAUUUGAUCAGGUCUGAAAUAUUUAGCACUCAAAACAUGACUGUGCAUAAUUAUACCUGACCAUGGGAAAAAUAAGUACCUCAAAUGCAUGUAUUUGCACUGGUGGUUCCAGCUGCACAGACCUUUGUGCCAUUUGUGUACAUACGUAUUUUCUACGUGGAUUGACCUGCACACGUGUACCAUGUCCAUUCGGUGUGAACCUGAGGCUGCUGCCGUUUCCCCACUUUAACCAAACCAAUGCCUGUGUGAACAGCCUGGAGGUGAUCCUUGAAAACUUGUUUCAUGAAUCUUUCAUAAGUUGUUUUGCAUAAAUAUUAAAAUUUCAAAAUGCUGCAGGGUAAUUUAAUGUACAAAAUUUUAGCAGUAGUAUGGGUUGCACACUUAGUACAAUAGAUCAUAAUGUAUAAAUUCUCGUCAAUGCAUGCUUUAGGUUUUAAGCAUGAGAUUGUACACGUUUACUGUAAGUCCUUGCAUCUGUGGUGCUAGGUGAGUGUGAGAGGGUGUCAAGGACUGAAAAAUACUUUGUUGCCUAAAAGUAAGAAAGAAAAAAGCCUCUUUGACAGGCAUCUUAAACAUGCUUACGUGUCUCUCACUACCUAUUACACACCGUUGCUUUAUGGGUUUGUUUUGUCUGUGUGUGUGAUUUGGUAGUUAAAUCUCCAAGCAGAAAAACAAAUGUCCUGAAUUCUCAUAUUGAUACUCUUUAUUGGUUAAUGUAUAUCAUGCAUGUAAUUUAUUUAGAAAUGUAGAAGAUUUGUACGCAUGUUGUUAGGAUUAUACAAAGGAUUUUUUCAUUAGAAGCAGAUUGUUUUGACAUAACUGUAACUUAAGGAUGAAUGUUAAAUAAAAUAUACAGAAUUAUUUUCUUCAUUAUAAAAUGAGAUUUUAAGAAAGUGUUACUUGUGCAGAAUUGGCUCUGUGGCAUUACUGUGAGAAAUUGGAGUUGUGUCCACCCUGAACGGGACGGCUUGGUCGCAUCUGCCUUGUGCUGCGCGUUAGUCACUAGGUGGUGUUUUCACGUACUGGCAUAUUUUGGCAGUAGCUGAGAACUGAAAACUUGGCUUAUAUGUGGUAUCUUUUAUUUUUUAGGCCAAGCAAUGCAGUUUUGGUCAGACCUUAAUUGUGUGAUGACGAUCGGCUUUAAAACCCUCAGGUAUUGUGUUUGUACCGCUGAUACUUGACAGAGAACAGUUUAAGAAACAGAGUCUUCUGCAGGCGUUCUGUGUAUAUCUCUUCCGUUGAAUGAAUUUUUCCACCACUUGAUGUGGAAAUUCACUUGAGGUGAAUUAGACACUUUUAGAAAAUUACUGAAAAAGAAUUAGCUUUCUUGAUCUGCAGACCUUUGUACAAUACAAUUAACCAUUACCUUAUGAUAACUUGAUUAGCCGUACGUGUGUAUUUCUAGUCUGCCUGUCUGCUCCUCCCCUCUGCCUUUCCAGUUCGAGCUCCAUUUUGAAGACUCGCAGGUCAUGAAGGAAAAGAAGAGAGGAGGAAAGGAAGUGAUGGGGUGGGGUGGGGGGUCAGUUUGCUGAACGGUGUGAUUUGCUGAGAAGAGCUUACAGUGACUGCUCAUGGCAUGGGCAGAACCUCACUGCUCACUUUCUUUCCUGUCUCUUCCCAACCUUAUAAACACCAGGGUUAGUAGAUGAUUAACGCAUAGCAAGCAGUGGCUCCCUGUCUCCAUAGGACUUAGUCCAGGCUUCCGUAUCCCUAGCUGUAGCCCGGUACGCUCUGCUCCAGCCACGCCGCACCUGUGCUAGGCCCUGGCCUCGCCGAGUUCCUUACUCCUCCCUGUCGUAGCCAGGUGCCCUCUGCCUGGAGGCCUUCUCCUCCCCAGACACUCUCUGCCAAACUCAUUUCUCCUUAAGCCAUCGAUGGACCUCUCUCCGCUGCAGAACUUAGAAGGGAUGAAUCCGCCUUUUUUACUCCACAGUCGAUGCUCGUUCCUUGAUCACGCCGUGGAUCACGGCGCAUUCUCAGUAGACACAGUUGUUUGCCUCAACGGGCUGCUGGCUCUUCAAGGGCAGGGACCUUGUCUUACAAAUUUUUAUUUCCACAGUGCAUGGAAUAGUAGAAAGUAAGCGUUGGGAUCAUUGGGAUAGUAUAAUUUGUAUCAAAUGUCCUUUUGAAUCAAGAGGUUUAGUUAUCUUUACUAAGAAUGUACAUUUUGAAUUGGUUUACAUUUUGACUGUUGGAACAGUAUGUUGAUGUCAGUUUUAAAUGUAGAGUUAUAAUGUUAAAUUAUUUUAUAUUUUCUGGAAAUUGAAAAGUUUGCUAAAAUGCCACCAUUGUUCUUUGGUAUUUUCCACUCUCUGGAAUCAUGUACUGUAACUGGAUGUAAAUGUGAGGAACUGCUGCGCCCUGUGUCAGCGGUGCCUCAGGGCUGCCACCGCCGCCCGUUUACCUCACUCCCAUUCUCCCUGAGACGCUCGUCUGCUCCCCGAACCCCGCGCUUAGGCCUACCUCAGUCCCCCGUCCCCUGUCUUCCUUCAGUGUGCAGCUCAGGGGCCACCUCCUCCAAAACACUCCUCAGCUUUUGAUCAGAAUCAUGAUGCAGACAAAUGUAGACAGCCUCUCAGUCUCACUGCUGUAUUUGGCAGCUGCGGUAACGCACCCAGACAAGUUAACUGACUUACCAGGUUGGGGCUAGAACUGGGCUUUGCGACUCCUUAUCCCGAGUCCUUAAACGGCGCUGCCUUCUGAGUUCUCGUGGCAUUUGUUAGCUGUGCUUUCUUACGGUCCCACUUUUUAUGUGCCUGUUCUUUCUCCCUGAUAAGAUUGUAAGCCCCUUAAGGGCAAGGACUUCUUUGCAUUUCCAGCACUACCAUAGUUUUCUAUCCUUAGGUAUGAACUAGAUAAAUAAAUGGUGGUGGCUACAA